AUGGUCUCCCGAAUCCAUCCCCCACCAUACUCCGAACCCCCGCUCCCCUCCCUCGCCGCAACCGCCCCUCCCCUCUUCUCUGCCCCUCCACCCCGCCCUGCCGCCUCCGUCACCUCCGGCCGCUCGCACACCCGCCGCCACCGACACGCGCGAACGCACCAUGGCGGCUCCAGCGUGCACCAGGCGCAGAACGAGUUUCCCAUCUUCUCGCACACGGGCGACGUGGAGAUUAUCAUUACAAGUCUGAGCGGCCGGAAGGAGAAUAAGUAUUUGCUGCAUCGCUUGAUUUUGAGCCAGUGCUCGGGGGUCUUUGAAGCGGGCACGAGAGUUGAGUGGAGUUUGGGAGCGGGAGGAGGGGCGCUGCCGAGUAUCAACGAGAAUGAGAGCAUGACUGUGGGCAGUAGCUCUCGGGCGAGUAGUCGGGAGGGGAGGGGAUCUUAUGAGCUGCCUGGAAAGAGGCGGUGGCGGUAUGUGCUUGACUGGGAGCAUGCUGGAGAAGAUGAGGCGCCGAUGCUUGUGCAGAGGGAUGAGGAAGCGCCGUCACUGUUUGGAGGGGAGGGAAAGGGUCAAGAGAGAUCAUCGCGUAACAAACCCCCACCGGCGAAUGAGGGCUUUUUCCGGAGCAUGGCCAACUUUUCUGCACUCAAUCUGAACGAGCGCACGCACUCAACUACCAUUUCGGAGCCCGGAGAUGAGGUUCUCAAGGACUACGACAACCUCUUUCGCACAAUGUAUCAGUAUCCGCCGAUUCUAGACAGCAUCAACAUCGCCAACGCAUACACCGAGUGCAAGGCAUUGCUCAAUCUGGCCGACAUGUACGACGCUCUCGAGAUUGUGGGAAGCAGAGUUGAUCAUCAUCUCCUGCGGUUUGGUGGGAAAUUGCUCAAGCAGAUUGCCAAGUAUCCGCCUUCCUACCUCAAGCUUGGAUAUCUGGCGCGAUCGAGGAGCAUCUUCACGGAAGCGUUGAUCCAUGUCGUCGGCCAAUGGCCUGCAGCGGCACCACAGUUGCGGAAUCAAGUCGACGACAGCGUGAUGGAUCUCAUCUUGGACAAGGUGGAUGAGCUGAGCGAGCAGCAGGAGAAGGUGGAAUUCCGAUUAUGGCGUCUCAACCUGACAACGAGCAGAGGCGAUCGGGUGACGCCUAGCAAUGACUACUUGUCCUGGCUGGCAAUCAGUCUCUUCCGUCAAUGGCUGGCGGAUAACAGCACUCCCGACACCACCACUACAUCGUCUGCAGGCCACCAACAACCCACGCGAGGCACAAGCCGAAGCAGCAACCACAUCGCAAGCCAACGCCCCGAUCCGACCCAGCAGCAACAAGUACAAUCCACCCCCUCUCCAGGCCGCAUCUACCGCCUCCUCGGCUCCCCCGCCGGAACAACCUCCUACCUCGCCCACGACGAACUCAAGCGCUUCCUCAAACUCCAGCCUGAUCUCUACACGCGCGACAACCUGCGCAAAUUCGAGCGGCGCAUGGACGAUGCCAAGGCGUUGGCCAGGGAGGCGGUGAAGCCUUUGAUGCGGAACUGUUUGGAGUUGGAUUUGAGCUCUUUUGCGGGUGGCGGUCUUGGGUAUUUGACCUGUGUGAGGGUGGAAGAGAGGGAGAUCCCUUGGGGGGAGUGA
This is a messenger RNA of Neohortaea acidophila, 1623 nucleotides long. RefSeq lists its product as uncharacterized. NCBI's taxonomy places the organism in Eukaryota, Fungi, Ascomycota, Dothideomycetes, Mycosphaerellales, Teratosphaeriaceae. The transcript has a single exon. The coding region runs from base 1 to 1623 and encodes 540 amino acids. The record is from RefSeq and is a predicted model, not a curated record.